Antrostomus carolinensis (chuck-will's-widow) is the source of this 1707-nucleotide messenger RNA. RefSeq names its product TRAF3 interacting protein 3 (gene TRAF3IP3). The transcript has 16 exons. NCBI's taxonomy places the organism in Eukaryota, Metazoa, Chordata, Aves, Caprimulgiformes, Caprimulgidae. Bases 1 to 1707 code for a protein of 568 amino acids. The record is from RefSeq and is a predicted model, not a curated record.
AUGAUCAGCCAGCCCAGGAGGGCACGGCCGCGGCACAGGCGUGAGAGCUACGAUGAGAAGUGUGAGCGGCGGCACGAGACGCGGGAGAACCUGCGGCGGCGAAACAACCUGACGACCUGUCGCCACCUCGGGAGGGGAGCGGAGGAGCCGUCACAGAGCCCUCGGCAAAGGGAGUUCCUCAGGAGGAGGAACCUGGAGAGCGAUGCUGGGAGGACACUGCCAGGACAGGAGCCCAAAGCACAUCUGAGACCACCUGCCCUGCUCCAGCACCCCUGGAGCUGCCCCACGUUCCCCCCUGCACAUUCCCAGCUCAGCCUCAGCAUCCCCCUCGGCAUUUCAGCAGAAGCUGUCCCUGGGCGAGGUGCCUCAGUCAACACCCAAGGAACCCAGACCCUUACAAAUCCGAGCACAGGACUGAAAGACUCGAGCCAGCAGACAGAUUGUGGAGUAGCAGUUUUGAAUAAGGAAAUGGUGCAGCUGUCCAACUACCUGAAGGAGGCCCUGCACCGUGAGCUGCUGCUCAAGCAGAAGAUGGUGAUUCUGCAGGAACUUUUCUCCACAUUGCUGCAAGCGUCAGAAAAAUCCUGGCAGGGUCAGCUGAAUGAAGAUAAACUGAAGUGUAAACUAAGGGCACUUGAAAAUCAGCUGCAGGCCUGCACCCAGAGUUACUCAAAGGAGUGUGUGAAGAAGAUCUUGAUAGAGAUGGAGGACCAGAAACAGACCUAUGAGCAAAAGGCAAAAGAGUCUCUUCAGAAGAUGCUGGAGGAUAAGCUCCAAACAGAGCAGCAGCUGCAAAACUCUCAGAGAAGCCUGGCAGUGACAAGAGAGGACCUUGCCUUCUGGAAAGAGCACUACACCACACUCAAAACCGAACUGAGCAAGAUGACCACAGCACACGCCGAGCUCGAGAACGGCUUCCAGGUGUUGCAAAGCGAACUGCAGCGAGUGGACAGGCAGAAGGAGCAGCUCCACCAGGCCCUGUGCAGCCUGCGGAGCGAGCACACGGCACUCCACCAGCGAGCCAGUGCCUUGCAGGAGGACAACGACCUGAAGGCUGAGCACAUCCGUGCCAUGGAAGAUAAAUUGCAAAAAGAACAAAAUCAGAAGAUAACACUGGAGGCAACAAUCAGCCAUUUGCACAACUUGAUACAGAACCAGAGUAACCAACAGAAGAGCCAGGAGACAAGGGUGCAAAGGAAAGACCAGGUGUUCACCACGCAGACCCCACCUCUCACUCCUGUCCAGGAAAAACAAAGCCCUCUGUUAGAGCACCCCGAGGAGGAGGGAGAAGAAAAUCUGAAGGAUGAGAUGCAGAAAAGGACAUGCCAGCUUACAGCAAAGGAGAACGAGGUACACAUGGGCGUACCGGUAGCAGAAGAGAAAAUCCCCCAUUGCUGCAGUGUCGGUGCAGGGGUGAAGCGCUGCAGCCGCUGCGGGAGCCCUGCCAGUCUGGGUGCGUACAAAAGCGAGGGGAUCCCUCCUGCUAACGGCCCCUCACUCUGCUUGCAGUGCACGGAGCUGCGCUCGGAGCUGGAGGCCCUGAGCGAGGAGUACCGCUCCUGCCUGACCAGGCUGCGCCAGUGCCGGGACGAGCUCAACCACUUCCACAGCAAGCAGGCAAAGAGACCGCGCGUUCACUGGAUGCCUCUCCUGGUGGCAGCGAUAGCAAUGGCCAUAGCCACCUUCUUUGCAAGUUACAGACCAUGA